AAAAGAAAAUAAUAAAAAAAAGAAAGAGAGACAGAAACAGAAGGGACACGCAAACAUAUCCAUUAGGUCACAACGGUUCUUGCAACAGCUCUUAUUACCAGAAAGGAAAGAGAGAACGAAUUUUGUUUUUAAGAUAAAGGAUUUAAGUGAGAGUUUGUUUCUGUGGUACUGUGUCAGGUGAAAGAGAGACGAAGAUGGAAAACACUGACGAACUCGUUUCCAUUGAGCUCCCAGCUCCUGCUUCAUGGAAGAAACUGUUUUAUCCGAAAAGAGCAGGUACACCGAGGAAGACAGAGAUUGUGUUCAUGGCUCCCACUGGGGAAGAGAUCAGCUCGCGCAAGCAGCUGGAGCAGUACCUCAAGGCUCAUCCAGGGAACCCUCUCAUCUCUGAGUUUGAGUGGACAACUGGGGAAACUCCAAGGCGAUCUUCAAGGAUCAGCCAAAAGGUGAAGGCAACAACGCCCACUCCCGACAAAGAACCCCUCCUGAAGAAGAGACGGUCUUCUCUCACAAAGAAGGACAAUAGAGAGGCUGCUGAGAAAAACGAAGAGGCACAACCAGCAGAGGCUUCUGUUAAGGAGAACGUGGAGGCUCACAAGGAUGGGCAGACAGAAAACGCAGAGUCUGCUGUGAAGGAGAACAUGGAAGCUGACACAGAAAACGCAGAGGCUAAGAAGGAGAAGGAAGGUGAGCAGGACGGACUGAAGGAAACUGCAGAGGGUGCUGUUAAGGAGAUCAAGGAGGGUGAAAAGACUGAGGCUGAGAAGGAGAACAAGGAAGGUGAAAAGACUGAGGCUGACAACAAAGAGGGAGAAGUUGUGACGGACGAGAAAGAGCCCAUGGAAGUGGCUACCUCUGAGGUGGAGAAGAAGACUGAGAGUGGAGAAACAGCUGAUGAACCUCCCAAAGUUGAAGACCUCAAGGACACUGAAAUGAAAGAGCCACAGGAAGUUGUUGCUGAGGGUGAUGGAGAGAAGAAGCCUGCAGAGGAAGAGACUGAGAACAAGGGCAGCGUAGCAGCAGAAGCUAACGGAGAACAGAAUGUGACUUCUGGUGAGCCUAACCUUGACGCAGACGCAGAAGCUAAUAAGGGAAAUGAAACCAAAGAAGCUGAUGAGAAGAAGACAGAUGGAGAGCCUAACCUUGAUGCAGCCGCGGAAGCUAAUAAGGGGAAUGAAACUGAUGAGAAGAAAACCGAAGCUGUAGCUGAGGAGAAAAGUAACGACAUGAAGGGAGAAGACGCAAACAGAGGCUUAGAGGCGAAUCAAGUCCAACAGCAGCAGGGCACUGCAGCGUCCGUGAGCUGUUAAAACCUAUCGUUCUGUACAGAGCACAGGACGUGAAGAGUUUGUUGUCUGAUUUCAGGUGUAGCAUUAACAUUAUGAGUGGUUGUUGUAUGUGUUGGUAGAACUAAUGUGUCUAUGUAGUUCAUCAUCAUUAGACUCUUGUACUUUUGUACCUUUGUUGUAUUAUCAAUGUUAGGCAUUUUAGUCUGUUUA
Eutrema salsugineum is the source of this 1499-nucleotide messenger RNA. RefSeq names its product methyl-CpG-binding domain-containing protein 10. Gene Ontology annotation, molecular function: DNA binding. The record is from RefSeq and is a predicted model, not a curated record. The transcript is spliced from 2 exons. Bases 195 to 1310 code for a protein of 371 amino acids. NCBI's taxonomy places the organism in Eukaryota, Viridiplantae, Streptophyta, Magnoliopsida, Brassicales, Brassicaceae.